Molecule: messenger RNA, 1278 nt
Organism: Annulohypoxylon truncatum
Lineage: Eukaryota; Fungi; Ascomycota; Sordariomycetes; Xylariales; Hypoxylaceae
Product: family 2 glycosyltransferase
Exons: 2
Coding region: 164-901 (245 amino acids)
Biological process (GO): GPI anchor biosynthetic process; protein O-linked glycosylation via mannose
Cellular component (GO): endoplasmic reticulum membrane
Molecular function (GO): dolichyl-phosphate beta-D-mannosyltransferase activity
Source: RefSeq, a predicted model, not a curated record
AUUUAAUUGUCCAAGCUACGCGACGACCGACGGCCGAUUGCCAACUCCAGUUCACUCCUUUCACCUAUACCCGCAACCUACUUUCGACGUAAUCCUCGGUCGAUAUUGAACUCAAUUAUUUCGUUUCGAUCUACCCGUCUCAAAUUCUACAAAUACGAUAACAAUGGCUCCGAAGAAGGCGGCUGCGACGAACGACAAGUACUCGGUCAUCCUACCGACAUACAAUGAGCGCCGCAAUCUUCCCAUCGUCACCUGGUUGCUCAACCGAACCUUCACCGAGAACAACCUCGACUGGGAACUCAUAAUCGUCGACGACGGCUCGCCGGACGGAACACAGGUGGUAGCGGAGCAGCUGGUGAAGGCGUACGCGCCGCACGUCGUGCUGAAGACGCGCACGGGCAAGCUGGGGCUGGGCACGGCGUACGUGCACGGCCUGCAGUUCGCGACGGGCAACUUCGUGAUCAUCAUGGACGCGGACUUCAGCCACCACCCCAAGUUCAUCCCGCGCAUGAUCGCGCGCCAGCGCGCCGGCAACUUCGACAUCGUCACGGGCACGCGGUACGCCGGCGACGGCGGCGUGUACGGCUGGGACCUCAAGCGCAAGUUCGUCAGCCGCGGCGCCAACCUGUUCGCCGACACCGUCCUGCGCCCCGGCGUCAGCGACCUGACCGGCAGCUUCCGGCUCUACAAGAAGGCCGUGCUGCAGAAGGUCAUCGAGAGCACCGAGAGCAAAGGGUACACCUUCCAGAUGGAGAUGAUGGUGCGCGCCAAGGCCAUGGGCUUCUCCGUCGCCGAGGUCCCCAUCUCCUUCGUCGACCGCUUGUACGGCGAGUCGAAGCUCGGCGGCGACGAGAUCGUCGAGUACGCGAAAGGCGUGCUGAGUUUGUGGCUGAAGGUUUGAAGGGUGGGGUAUAUACUUGCUUCUCUAGUGCCGAAGCCCGGCUACGACAUGAUUCGGAAGCAAAAUGGUUCGGCUAGUUCGGCGUUGGGUUGGAUGGUUCGGCCUGUGUACCAUCAAUGCUCAUAACUAAUACAGGCAAAAGAUCGUGACAUUAUAUUGUUCUCCGUGCAUACAUUGAUGUUAUAACUUGCUGCCGACUAUUACUAGCGAACGAUAUCCUCAAAGGGAUACACAAUUUAACAAGAUAUCCUCAGACUGUCCACUUACGCAUGAAUUGGCCUAGACCUCUCUUUUCAAUACUACUUGCUACGAUUUGAUGUGCGGAGGGUACCUAACCUUGAGAUUGCUCAAUGCGUCGUGGCCGGUUAAUUUACCGC